Molecule: messenger RNA, 2395 nt
Organism: Dermatophagoides pteronyssinus (European house dust mite)
Lineage: Eukaryota; Metazoa; Arthropoda; Arachnida; Sarcoptiformes; Pyroglyphidae
Product: protein-associating with the carboxyl-terminal domain of ezrin
Biological process (GO): protein phosphorylation
Molecular function (GO): ATP binding; protein kinase activity
Source: RefSeq, a predicted model, not a curated record
AACUUUGUUGUUUUGAUAUGUUGAUGAUUCAAUAAGCGGCGUGUCAUUAAAUUAAAAUUAAAUCAACUUUUGGAUGAUUCAAUCAAUGAAAACAACGGAUUAAUUGUAUGAUGGGAAACGAAACAAGUAUAUUAAAAAAAUGUAAUGUUUCAUGUAAAUCAGAAUUUCAAACAAAACAAUGGUCAUUAUUUGAUGCUAAACAUGAAAAUCAAUCAUUUAGUGUAUUUAUUUUUCAAAAUAAUGAUUAUUGUUAUGAUUUUAUGGUUAGUGUGUAAUAAUUCAAUUCUUUUGAUUCGAUUCUUGAUGAUUUUUUUUCAUUCAUUCAGAAAUGGAAACAUAUACGUCAUCCAUAUUUGGUAAAAUUUUAUGAAUCUGGUAUUUAUAAGAAUAAAAAAUAUAUUCUAACCGAACCAGUAAUCCCACUGCGACAAAUAUUCGAACAUUAUCAUCAAUUUUUACGUUUAAGUGGCCUAUAUAAUAUUGGUGAAGCCAUAACAUUUUUACAUCAAAUUUGUCAUAUAUCCAUUAAUAAUUUAUCGAUUGAUUCAAUAUUUAUAUCAAAAAAUGAUCCAAAUGAAUUAUGGAAAAUUGGUUCCCUAUAUUGGUGUAGUACAAUCGAAACAGAAACCAUGGAUUUUUUGAAAAAUCUUUUGAAUUUUCAUAAACAAAAUGAUUCCCUGCAGAUAUUACCACCUGAAAUUCGUCAAAUCGACAAUCAAUCGAAUCAUUUGAUCAAAUCAAUAAACGAUAUUCAUCAACGAGAUAUUUAUUCGUUUAUAAUAUUAAUACAGGAAUUGUUUUAUGAUUCAAACAACGUGCAACCAAAAUCCGAUCCAAAUAAUCAUCAUAAUUUUAUGGCCAAAAAAUUGCUGGAAAAUUUUUUCCAAUCGAAACCCUCGGAAAGACCAUCAUCAAUACAAUCGAUACUUGAAGAUCCAUUAUUUAAAAAUUGUCCAUUUGUACAGCUUCGACAAUUUCUAAGUAAUUUUAGUCAAUAUAAUGAUCGGGAAAAAUUUACUUUUCUUGAAAAUCUUAUUGAAAAUUUAAAAAAAUUUCCAGAUCAAUCAUUAGUUGUAAAUAUAUUUACAAUGAUUGUUAGCUCAAGAUUUAUAAUGUCAAAUCGUUUAGUUUAUAAUAAUGUUAUGCCUUAUUUUCUUAUACCAUUAUCAUCAUUAUCAUCGAAAAACGAUGAAAACUUACCCAAUCAACAAUAUCUUUUGACCAAUGGUGAAACAAUCACAUUAAAACCAUUCAUCAAUGAACAAAUUUAUCGUAAAUCAAUUAUACCACAUUUAAUGAAAUUAUAUUGUGUACAUGAUUAUAAAAUACGUAUCCUUUUACUGAAAUAUCUUCCACAUUAUGGUCGUUGUGUAUCGAAACAAUGUUUGAAAAAAAUUCUUCUACCACAAAUUUUAUUAGGUAUAAAAGAUUUGGAUAAAGAAUUAGUAUCAUUAACAUUUCGUUCGAUUGCAACACUGAUUGAUUUAUUUGGUGUUUGUGAUGUACUUGGUGGUGGUAUGAAUCGUAUCAGAUAUUUUUCAACAAAUGUUUCCGAUAAUAACGGGGAAAAUGAUUCGAUCAAAUCAAUGGAUAAUAAUGCUGUUGGCCGAAGAAAUUCAUUCGACAGUACAAAAUCAUCAAGCAUCUUUGCCGAAGAUGAUGAUCAUCAUCAGAAAUUAGUAACAUUUGAACGUAGUUCACCUGAUGGUGGUGAAACAAUUUCGAAUGAAAAUAUCAAUAGCAAUAAAUUCCCAUUAUCAGGCUCAAGGGUUAACAAUUUGCAAUAUGGUGAUGAUGAUGAUGAUGAGGAAUGGCCAGGCUGGGAACCAAAUGAACAAUUAACGAUUCAGCCGCAGCAAUCAACCUUAAUGACAAGCAAUAAUAAAAGUGAUUCAGUAAAAUUAAUGAAAAAAGUAAAAAAAUUGGAAGAAAAUUUUAAAACAUUCGAUAUAAAAGAAAUUGAUUUCAAUCAUGUAAAUCAUAGUAAAGAAAUUGAUAAUCUUUUUAUGGAUAUGGCACCAGUGGUGAAUUUUAAUCAUCGAAAUUCUCAUUUGGAUUCAAAAACACCGAUCAAAAACGAUGCAAUGAAAAAAGAAUCUGAACCAUCGAUUGGUUCGGAUGAUGAUUUACAACAAUCCAUCCGUAUUGAUUCAAGUAUUUUUGCGGAUAAAAAUGAUUUCGAUCAAAAUCAUAUCGGUUGGAAUGAUGAUGAUGAUGGCGGUGGUGGUGGUGGUUGUUUUGAUUGGAAUGAUGAUUUGAAUGGAUCGUUGAUCAUCAACGAUGAUGAUGAUGAUGAUGGUGAUGGUGAAAAAGAUGAUAAUAAAGACAAUCAACCAACAGAUGUUGUGGUUAAAUGAAUUGAAAAUUUAAAAAAAUAAAAAAAUGUUUUUUUAUA